This is a messenger RNA of Psilocybe cubensis, 198 nucleotides long. RefSeq lists its product as uncharacterized. The record is from RefSeq and is a predicted model, not a curated record. Bases 1 to 198 code for a protein of 65 amino acids. The transcript is spliced from 2 exons. Lineage: Eukaryota; Fungi; Basidiomycota; Agaricomycetes; Agaricales; Agrocybaceae.
AUGGCUCAGCAGGAACAGCUUGAUCCCGCCACAGAAUUACCAGUGCGAGCUCACGCAGACACCCUUUGGGAAGUCGAGGUCAAGACAGCCGAACCUAUUCGCAAUACACAAGAAACUCCCUUGAAUAAAGCGAUCGAAGCUGUCCUGCAAGUACAAUUGUUGAUGAAAGGCUUGUUGGACCUAAUUAUUUGCACAUAG